Messenger RNA from Thamnophis sirtalis, 2477 nucleotides. The record is from RefSeq and is a predicted model, not a curated record. Lineage: Eukaryota; Metazoa; Chordata; Lepidosauria; Squamata; Natricidae.
ACACACACACACACACACACACACACACACACUGCUUUAGGAACAGGGUCGGCUUCGGGCUUUGCGGCGCGGAGAGGCUGCUGCUCUCGGCUUGACACGCCCGGGAGGAUGCUGCGAGCUUUGGGGCUGGUCCCGAUCUCGUUGAGCUUCGCCUGCAGGAGCCUCCGUUUCUCCUGAGGGAAAAGAGCCUCCGCGAGAGAAAGCUCGGGAGGCUUCGGGCAUUGCUUCCCACCCCCCCCGCCCCGCGAUCCGCUUCCGGAGGAGGACUAUGGACUGAUCGCCGCUCCCUCUCCAGCCCUAUGGGGUCCCCGCCGGGAUUCGUGAGCACUUUGUGCCUGCUCUUCUGCCUGAACUCAGCUCACGGCCUUGGCGUGGACCCUUCAGUGCAGAUCGAUGUGCUGAGCGAGUUGCAGUUGUGGGGCUCUGUGGCUGGAGUGCGGCAAGUUCCGGGACUGCACAAUGGCAGCAAAGCGUUCUUCUUCCAAGGAACUGCAAGAAAUAUAAAAGUAUCUCCAGAGAAAGCUGAACUUUUUUUCCAGAAACUGAGAAACAAAAAUGAAUUUACCAUGUUGGUAUCUCUCAAACAAACACUCUUAAAUUCAGGUGUUAUUUUUUCUGUUCAUCAUUUAGAUCACAGGUACUUGGAACUAGAAAGCAGCGGCCAUAGAAAUGAAAUUAGAUUGCACUAUCGUUCAGAAACCCAGCGUUCACACACAGAAAUAUUUCCUUACAUUUUGGCAGAUGACAAGUGGCACAGGCUGUCCUUAGCAAUCAGUGCAUCACAUUUGAUUUUACAUGUAGACUGCAAUAAAAUAUAUGAGAGAGUGGUGGAAAAACCAUAUAUGGAUUUACCAGUUGGCACUACAUUUUGGUUGGGACAAAGGAAUAGCGCUCAUGGUUUUUUCAAGGGCAUAAUGCAAGAUGUGCAAUUUCUUAUCAUGCCUCAAGGAUUUAUCUCUCAGUGCCCAGACCUUAAUCGCACAUGCCCAACGUGUAAUGACUUCCAUGGUCUUGUGCAGAAAAUAAUGGAGUUGCAGGAUAUUUUAGCCAAAACAUCUGCAAAGCUAUCCCGAGCCGAACAGAGGAUGAAUAAGUUGGAUCAGUGCUAUUGUGAAAGAACCUGUACUAUGAAGGGCAUCACCUUCAGAGAAUUUGAAUCUUGGACAGAUGGCUGUAAGAACUGCACUUGCAUGAAUGGUACUAUCCAAUGUGAAAGAUUGAUUUGCCCAAUUUUUGAUUGUCUUCCUAAUUCUGCGCCUGCAUAUGUUGAUGGCAAGUGCUGCAAGAAAUGUCAACCAAUCUGUGUGUUUGAAGGCAAAACCUAUUUUGAAGGAGAAAAACAAUCAGUAUAUUUAGACUCAGAGGUCUGUAUUCUCUUUGAAUGCAAGAAUUACAAAAUGCAACGUACAAUGGAGUUGAAUUGUCCUGCUUUGAACUGUCCUGAGUCUGAACAAAUAUCCUUAUCUAAAAGUUGUUGCAAACUUUGUAAAGGCCACGAUUUUUGUUCUGAAGGACAUAAGUGUUUAGAGAAUUCUUUUUGCAGAAAUGUUGAAGAAAAGUCAGUUUGUAGCUGCCAAGAUGGUUUCCGAGCUCUUCGAGAUGACAGUAUAUACUGUGAAGAUAUUGAUGAAUGUGCUGAAGGGAGGCAUUACUGUCAGGAAAAUACUAUGUGUAUCAACACACCAGGAUCAUUUAUGUGUGUCUGCAAAACAGGUUACAUCAAAAUUGAUGACUACUCUUGUACAGAGUAUGAUGAAUGCCUCACCAAUAAACAGAACUGUGAUGAAAAUGCAUUGUGUUUCAAUACUGUAGGAGGACAUAACUGUAUUUGCAAACCAGGUUAUACUGGAAAUGGUACCAUAUGCAAAGCUUUUUGUGAGGAUGGUUGUAGAAAUGGUGGAGUUUGCAUUGCCUCCAAUGUCUGUGCCUGUCCACAAGGAUUUACAGGCUCAAAUUGUGAAUCCGAUAUUGAUGAAUGUUCAGAUGGCUUUGUUCAGUGUGACAGCCGUGCCACCUGUAUUAACCUACCUGGAUGGUACCACUGUGAGUGCAGGGAUGGUUACCACGAUAAUGGCAUGUUUUCAUCUAGUGGAGAAUCAUGUGAAGAUAUUGAUGAAUGUGGAACUGGGAGGCACAGCUGUGCCAAUGACACAAUUUGUUUUAAUUCGGAUGGAGGCUAUGACUGUCGAUGCCCUCAUGGAAAGAACUGCACAGGAGACUGUAUCCAUGAAGGGAAGAUCAAACACAACGGACAAAUCUGGGUGUUGGAAAAUGAUAGAUGCUCUGUUUGCUCUUGCCAAGCUGGCUAUGUAAUGUGCCGACGGAUGGUCUGUGACUGUGAAAAUCCCACUGUUGAUUUAUUUUGCUGCCCCGAAUGUGAUCCAGGACUGAGUAGUCAAUGUUUCCAUCAAAGUGGAGUGAUUGUAUAUAAUAGUGGGGAUACAUGGGUUCAAAGCUGUCAACAGUGCCGAUGUUUG